AAACAAAUGGCAGGUUUUAUCUUCUUCAAUCGGCACUGAGACAGGCACAGUUAAAGCAAGAGACAUUUCAUUGAGGAAGAUAUUGGCGGACAUGGCAACCUUGGAUUCUCCAAAUGCCGACGGUGAUGUUGAAACUAACACUGACCCAAAUCCCAAUUCUUCAACAGCAAUAAUACCAUCUCCCUUCAAUUCCCCUGCCGUUUGCUUAUUCCAGAGCGCCGGAGACGCCGCCGCUGGCGCCUUCACGGGAUCCAUAUUCGGCUAUGGUUGGGGAUUGUUUAAGAAGAAGGGCUUUAAAGGAUCCUUUGUUGAGGCAGGAUCACAUGCCAAGACAUUCGCAGUUAUGUCUGGUGUACACAGUUUGGUUGUCUGCAUUUUGAAGAGGCUGCGUGGGAAAGAUGAUGUCAUUCAUGCUGGAAUAGCUGGAUGUUGCACUGGACUUGCUCUAAGUUUUCCAGGUGCACCCCAGGCUCUUCUACAGAGUUGUCUCACGUUUGGAGCAUUAUCAUUUGUUGUUGAAUGGCGGCUAAACAAGCAGCAGCCAGCUCUGGCACACCCGUUUUCUGUGAAAAAUAACAUGGCACGCUACAAGGGGCCUCAGCCCUUGGCAUUACCCCUUGCACUCCCUAUCCCAGAGGAACUCAAAGGUGCCUUCUCAUCCUUCUGCACGUCCUUAAUGAAACACAAAAAGGGCAGGUUCCCCACGGCUCACUGACGAUCUUGGAGACCAGUCAUAUUAAAUUUACAUUACAUUAUAUUCUGUAGCAUGAAAGUUUCAAGAUGAUGUGCCCUGCACCUUAAAAUUUAUUUGUUCAGAUUCUGAAGCUUGUUGAUUGCUUCAUGUUCUGGUAAUUCCAAGUGCUUUCUUGAAUAUAUUGCAGCCAUGUUU
This is a messenger RNA of Rubroshorea leprosula, 889 nucleotides long. Lineage: Eukaryota; Viridiplantae; Streptophyta; Magnoliopsida; Malvales; Dipterocarpaceae. The record is from the annotation of a GenBank genome assembly.